AUGCAGUACCUCUCCCGGGGGCCCGGGACGGCUUGGAUGACAUCCUCUUUGACCUUCACCCCUUGUCGCAACCUUGACUUUGAUGACGAUGAGGUCAAAUCAUUGAUGAUCCCGGAAGUGAAGAAGAACCUCUGUCAGCUGUUCGAUGAUGAGGAUUCUGGACUAGGGAUGGAUGAUGAUGUGUUCGGGAGUCCAACAGACUACAAAUUAUCUACAAGAUUGGAUUUCAGCAGCGUGUUUGAUUCCCCCGUACAGGAAAAAGUAGCCAAUGAAAAAUUAGCCAAUGGACGUGAUACAAGCUUCAGACGAUCUCUCCUCUCAGGCAAGCGUCCACGUGAUGACGAUGAAGAUUCCUGUUCACCCCCACCGAAGUCACAGAGGAGGGGCGAUGGUGUGUCCAGGAGGGCACUGUCUUUUGGGGACAACUUGAUGUUGGAGUCACGUGACGUUAAGACAGCCGUGAACCGAUUGGUGGAGGAGGAGGAUUUGGUGGGGGACGGGACUGACACGUUUUGUCUGCCGACCAUCAGGGGCAAACACCAGGACCUCAAGUCUAUCUCUACACACACGAUGGCAGAUAUCCUGACCGGAAGAUACGAUGACGUCAUCAAUGACUACAGAAUCAUCGACUGUCGAUACCCGUACGAGUUCGAGGGAGGUCAUAUACAGAAUGCGGAGAACAGGUAUACACGUGACCAGGUCCAGCAGCUGCUUCAGGAACGACGGAUUGACGUCACUGGGAAGAGAAACAUCCUCAUCUUUCACUGUGAAUUCUCCUCGGAGAGGGGGCCCAAAAUGAUGCGAUUCUUGAGAACCCAUGACCGUGCCCAGAACGAGGCUAACUACCCGGCCUUGACCUUCCCCGAGGUGUACCUCCUUGACGGCGGGUUCAAGGCUUUCUAUCACAAUGACAGGACUCUGUGUCAGCCUAUGGAAUACAUGCCCAUGCUACAUCCUGGUCACUGUGAGGACUUGCGUCACUUCCGGUCGAAAUCCAAAUCCUGGUCUGCCGGAGACAAGAAGAAAACUGUAUGCGGACGGCACGUUUGAAGUUUCGUUAUACUCAUAUUAGAAACCGACAAUGGUAGAUAUGGUAAAGAUCAGCUGGAAACGUCCUGCUUUAUUGACACGAACUUAUCGGGUCACAUAGAAGCAGUAGACAAACACUGCAAGAUAUAUUAGUUGGAUGAUUAUGUGACAGGGCAAGGUCACUAACAGACCUGACGUUGUUACUGGACUGUUUUGAAGAGCUGUUUUUAAUCUCAAGUUCUAUACUGUUAUAUUUGUGGUAUGUUACAGUGUAUCGUGAUUACCAGUUCACAGAACCGACAUUACUUGUUUUACUGUAGAGUGCUAUACUGU
Messenger RNA from Mizuhopecten yessoensis (Yesso scallop), 1362 nucleotides. Its product is annotated as M-phase inducer phosphatase-like. The transcript has 9 exons. The coding region runs from base 1 to 1050 and encodes 349 amino acids. Lineage: Eukaryota; Metazoa; Mollusca; Bivalvia; Pectinida; Pectinidae. Gene Ontology annotation, cellular component: nucleus; cytoplasm. The record is from RefSeq and is a predicted model, not a curated record. Gene Ontology annotation, molecular function: protein tyrosine phosphatase activity. Gene Ontology annotation, biological process: protein dephosphorylation; positive regulation of G2/M transition of mitotic cell cycle; G2/M transition of mitotic cell cycle.